AUGAUACAACUUCAAUACAUUGCCAACGCCACUGACCAGAUUGACCGGGCAGCUUACAGCAGCUUGAGUCAGCAGCUCGGCACCAGCGUCCGCGAGCUGCACCGCGUGCUCACGCAGGUUCUGAUGAGUGAGCGCAGCACCGACGGCGCAGUGCGCUCUCUCAAGACGCUCGAGCUGCUCGUUGAUAACGUCACCUACAGCCGCCUGGCUCCCGGCCUGCUGUCCUGCGUCGCCUCCUGUGUUAAGCCUUUUGUCACGCACACAGAGGCUGUGGUGCGAGCCAACGCGCUGUCAGUGAUGGUGUCGGUGCUCCUGGUUAAGCCGAGUGUGGGGGAGGUGCGGCUGCUCCUGCUGCACUACGCCGCCCCUCACGGCCGCCCCUCGCACCUCGACACCGAGGGGUCGUUUGUCACGCUCUGUGAUGAACCGCAUCAGUGGGAUGAGGAGACGCCUGAUGAAGAGACGAAUUCAGAGCUGGAUGAUGUCAGCAAAGCGUUAUCAGGCUCCUCUAUCUCGGGGAGAACCGCAGACCGUGGGUCCGUUCUGCACUCUAUAGGGAACGUAGCGUCAGCUGGUGCUGCUGCGGCGAGAAGCGCAAAUGAAGUAUCAACGUCUGCAUUAAUAGAUGCGGCGAACAUGACAAAAACGAGCGAAAUAAAUGCUGCGAACGAAAUGAAAACCGCAACAGUGCCUCCUCAACGUCGCAGUUUACCGAGCCGACGCAGCUUCCUCUACUGGCUGCUGGACGUGUGCAUUGGUACUCUCCUGCCGCCUGCUGCUGCCCGGGGAGUCCAUGUCCAGGUGCUACUGCAGUCACUGCGGGUGCUGAGUGCUCUGCUGAGCGAGCACUUCUGUCUUGUUUACUUCAAACUCGGCCUCAUACAACGCGUCAUCGCCGACCACUGCGCCUUCUUCCUGCAGACGACUGACCGGGCUGGUCAACUUAGCUCUGAGGCCUGCCAUCCUCCAUCUGAAACUGGAGUGGUGCUGAAGCACGUGUUCCCGCUGUUGAGCUCGCUGGUGGCGCUACUGAAGAAGGAAUGCGAUGCGUCGUUGAGGUCAGAUCCUCUACCACCACCGGCACCUAGAGUGCCAUCACCUUGCACUCAUCGGGCCUCGGGCAACUCGGCAGUACCACAAGAAAGUGCCAAGGAUGACCGAGUUUGCGCCAUAGAGACGAGCUUCUCUCCCUCGGAGUGGCGACGUCUGGCACUGGAUGUGUGGCUUUGGACAUUACAGGAACCUCUGCAAGGCCUUCUGCAGCUCCCUGCCGUGGAUCCUGCAGCAUCUUCCUGCAAUCCUGGCGUGUUGCGGUGGCGUGCUGCUCUGACGAGCGCCUCUGAUGCGGGCGACAUGGCGCGGUGUCAGCUCGUGGCUGCUGCCGGCGUACUUACGCACGUCACAUCUGAGGUAACGGAGCACUUGUCUGAGCCUCUCCUGGAGUCCGUGAUGCAGUUCGUCCUGUGGCUCAUCGGCCACUCACAUAGGGACCUGAGCGUGUGGGGAGUGCGAGUGUGCGGGUGCAUCAGUGAGCACCCCGCAGUGCAGCGCUCCCCGCUGGCGGUGACCCUCAUCUGUGCUGCCGUCACUAAGGGCACGGCGCUUCUUGCUGCUGCUGAUGAGUGUGAGAGGCUGGAGCGCUCUGAUGACGAGGUGUCUGCUGGUGGAGCUGUCAACAAGACGCGCCUCAUGGCGAUGUCAGCGCUAGCCAAUCUCGCUUCCUCUCUCAAGCAUUACAGUCCCGGUCAUCCCGAGAAAGAAUUACUGCCGUGUGAACUGGUGGAGCAGCUUCUAGAGGUCGCGAUUGCUGCCUGCAAUGACAAAAGCAAAGUCCGGCCCCACGGCGUGCGGUGUCUGGGUAGCACCAUAGGCUGGCUGCGAGACGUGGCCUACCAACAGCAGCAGGGGAACCUACUGUCGCCUCAACGAGCAACAUGGUGGAGCGUGAAGUCUGCUGUAAUAAGCCGAGCCCUGACUACACUCGUCGACUGCUGCAGCCGUGGCAGUAACAUGAAGAUGCGCUGGAAUGCCUGUCACGCUCUGGGCCACCUACUGCAGUGCCCCUUGCCUAUUGAACACACUCAGAAAUGGAGGGACCCAAUUGUGACGUUGCUUUGCGACCUCAUAGGCGGGUUCCACAACUUCAAAGUGCGCAUCCAAGCUUGUGGCGCUCUCUGCAGUCUGCCCUGUCGUGAGCUCUACACUAGCCACUACUGCCUGGCUUGGAAGUCGUUGCUUGCUGCUGCUAAUUCCUCUCAGAACGUCGUCGAUUACCUUGAGAUACUGCACCGUGAAGACCUCAUCAGACAAGUGGUGCAGGGCAUGUGGCACCUGUCAUCCAUGGUCGCCCUGCCUGAUAGUUCAUGGCUACGCAGUGCGCUGCUAGAGAACCAGGAGAGCGUCGCUGCCGUCGUGCGCAGAGCUAACGUCAGCCUGCCACCGCAUCAGUGGGAGGCCAACGAGCGGGCCCAGCAGCAUGUGCUUGGAUUAAUGCAGGGAUCCGAUGCACUGACCGACGAGCAGGCAGAGAUGUUGACUUUACUACAAGAACUCUUGCUAGAGCCGCGGUUGCCUUCGUUGAGCUUCGACUCAUCAGUCGCUUAUGCAAGCGGCCUCAAAUCCUCACAUUAUAAUGACUUAAAGCAAUUCUCGAAGUAAUAUGUAUUACAGAAUAAUUUACUACUUAAAAUACUUCUAUUGUAAUUCAGUGAUUACUUUCUGAAGUAAUUAGUUACAUUGGCAUAACCCCAAAAAGCAGUUCUCAAAUAACAUUCGCCCACGGAACAGCACUUAAAACAUUUGAAUUGUGGAAGCAUCAAAUGAUGCGGAUGUUUCUGAGCAAAUAUGUUGAAUGUAGGAAAAAUUAAAGUUAUUCUUGAUUUUAUUACUGAAACGUUAUAAUUGUAACUAUUCUUCAAUUUUAUGAGUUAAAUUAAUAGAGAAAUUCAGUGUCAUACGUAAAUAGUUGCAAUAUCUUUUCCAAUAAAAAUCUAAGAUGUUAAAUUCGUAGUGCCUUUAAGGACGCCUCUUACUAAGUAAGAAAUGUCUAUAUAUUUUUUAUACAGAUUGCAACUUAAUAAGAAAUAGAGUAGGAAAAGUAGCUGGGUGAAUCACGAUCUGUGAACGUUUUUGUAUGAUGCUGAGUUCUUCUGUCAUCAAAUUAGAAUUUUUUAACCGAGGAGGAUAAUUUUGCACUGUUUCCCCUAUAUUUGUAAGAAAAACAGCGCAGCUCGAGCCAUAUUUUAGCUACUUUUUUUGUGAACAUCUCAAGACGAUGCUUGGUGGCCAGUGUGAUGGUAGUUGCUCUCUACUGUCUUGGCCUGCUAGGCUGGUCUAGGGAUAAUAAGCACACUGUGAUGUCAGUUAACUUGUUGAUUAUUUUGCUCGUGAAGAGAUACGUGUAAAUAAGGCUUUAUUUAUUAAUUUGUAUGUUUUGUACAAUAUCUUGCCGUAGCAGUUACAAAAAUUUUGUAUUUCUGGAGGAAACCUUGUAAGUUUAGUUCUUCAAAUUACAUCUGUCCAGAUAUUUAUUUUUUAUCCAAAUGGAAAAGUUCAUUGCCAAGAUAAAAAGAAAAUCCAGAUAUCAUGAAUUCGUGCUUAUUAUGAUUCAUUGGAAAAAUUUAAGAUUCACGAUUGUACGCGGAAAUUAACAGAUCUCUGAGUACGAAAAUAUCCGCAAUAAGAAUCCGCUGUAUUUCACAAUAAAUAUAGUACUCUAA
Molecule: messenger RNA, 3719 nt
Organism: Hyalella azteca
Lineage: Eukaryota; Metazoa; Arthropoda; Malacostraca; Amphipoda; Hyalellidae
Product: HEAT repeat-containing protein 6-like
Exons: 18
Coding region: 1-2658 (885 amino acids)
Source: RefSeq, a predicted model, not a curated record